This is a messenger RNA of Danio rerio (zebrafish), 6615 nucleotides long. NCBI's taxonomy places the organism in Eukaryota, Metazoa, Chordata, Actinopteri, Cypriniformes, Danionidae. The record is from RefSeq and is a predicted model, not a curated record.
CUGCAUAGAUAUAACGGAAAGCUAGAUGCCCCGUAAGCGGCUGGAUGGUACGACAGCGCCACCCCCUGGCUUUAGUGAUUUUAACACAUUGCUGUAAAAAAAAUCUGUAAAAAUACAGGAAAAACUACCGUAUAAUUGUGAAGGAACUUUCCGUAUUUUCAUUUUACAGCAAUAUUAUCCGUAUUUUCGGUUACGCACUGCAUUAUGGGAGCAAAAAUCUCGGCGGAACAGCGUGAGAAGCAAACGCCAUUUCCUGUACACACACACACCUCUCACUGUAGUCAGCCGUCGGAGAAGGAUACACCUCAAGCUUCUGUGAUAAAAAAGUGUUUUAGUUAUUUUCCCCAUUUUAUAUACCCACAACAUGUUUUAUAGCGUCGUUAUGCUUUUAGUUACUGUGUUAUUCGAUUGAGUGACUGAACUCAGCUUCUGCUGUGUGUCCUCGAGACAGGGCCGGAGCAAGCUGAACUGCCGCUCUAGGCAAAGGAUGUUCACGGAUAUAACUGAAGACGCGGGUGGUGAGGGAGGUGUCGUGGACAGAUCUGAGGUCGCGGGUGGUAAGGAAGGUGUCGCGGGCAUACUGGGGACGCGGGUUGUGACGGAGGUGUCGCGGACGCCACCCUCUCUAUUCAGCAGCCUCGGUCACCUUUAUGGACGCGCCGGCCCUGCCUUGAGGCUGCUGCUGCAUGUCUUUGCGGCUCGCGUGAUGGUUAAUUCCGGUUUAGUUCAUAUUUGUGAAGAGAAUGUGAGUGCAUAAUGUCACUGUGUCGUGUCUGAAGAGCUCAUCUGGAAUCCCUAAAGGAGAGACCUUAACAUCUUUACUUUCAGCAGAGGUUGUGGAAGAAAAAAACAAUCCAGUACAGCUCACCUCUGUUUUCUUGAAAAUAAAUCCUGGAAGAUGGUCAUAGGCUGAGAUGAAAGGGACUCUUCUAAGACCUCGGAUGUUCUAAAUGACUUUAAUCCUUGGAAAAUGUGAGCUUUGUCCAAAGACACUGAACAUUUGAUUGCUGAAAUUGGCAUACAGAGAGCAGAUGCCCUUCCAGCCGCAACUCAACACUGCAGCCGAUGCUCCACGCAGAGAUCAGAUAAUUCAGAAGAACUGAAGAACAUCUUCCCAAGACAUUUCAAGAAACCUGUCUGCAAAGCAUUAGUAAUAGGAAGGUUAUAGGUUCAUGUGCUGUAACACUGAGGUUGCUUUCAAAAAUAUUUCAUCAGUGAACUCUAGUGUAAACUAAAUUAAGUCAACAUUUGUUGGCAUUUUUAAUAACUUUUUUUAGUCUUAUUAUUAGUUGUGUCUGUCUUCCACAAAAUAAGGAUGUACCACACUGCCAAACACUUAACACAACAAUGUUUUGGUUAAAAGGGUUAAGAUUGAAUACCCAAUACAUUGAUUGAUGUAUUGUACACACACACACACACACACACACAAAGACGAAUGAAAAAUUGCUCUGUAUUAAUUGGCUGAUGGCCAUGUUUUUUCAUGUUAUGCCACCUUAGAAAACUGGAUAGCAAAUUUCAAGUUGCUUGGACAAACGACAGCUUAGAUACAGUGUUUUUCACUUAAUAUACAUUUAUAAUUAUGUCUAACACAAAAACACAUCCACAAAUAACAAUGUUGACAUGGAGAAAAAAUAAACAGAAAUCUAUUAUUUUAAUAAUAGUCAUUAAUCAUGCUUACACACAUUUUGUGUCACACGUAGAUAUUUAAACCAAAGAAUAGGUAACAAAAUGUUAACAAGACCUUCAAAACCUUUUGUUGAAAUGUAUAUACAGAAUAAUCAGCUUUCAGUGUAAUUAUUAUAAUUUCAUAAGUGGAAUAAAAAAACCUUGAAUGGUAAGAUUGGACUAAGUUUGAUUUAAAAUGCAAUAACAGUGUUUUACCCAUAGACUGUCUGUAAUAAGUGCUCUUUUGCUGUCAUCUAGUGGUACAAUGACAAAACUUGAAGGACUUUAAAUGUUGUUUAUUGGUUUAGAAUCAUGUCACGUGUCUGAAUAACUGAGGUUUUAAGUUUUAUGCAAUCCUUCUACACAGUAUGUUUUACCCGCUACACGCUAUAUUUUGUAUCUGUCUAUAUCAUCUUAAUUUGUUGUAAUUCCACUACUAUUUUAAUAUUAUAAUAGUAGGAAAAACUAUUAAAGUUAUGAAUACUAAUAAAGUAUUAUUCAUACUAUGAUUAUAGUCCUAUACAUAAAUAUGCACAUACUAUUUCAUAUUGUAUUGCUAUUAUUAAUAUUUUAAAAUAUAAUGUAUUAUUUUAUUCUAUAAAUUCUAUAUUGUAUAGAAUUUGUACUAUUUUAAUAAUGUGUGAUUCAUUCCUUUUUUAUUAACGUUUUUAUUCACUUUUAUAUAGAUGGGCUACUGCUGUACAUUAUUGUUUGUUAUUGUUUACUGUCAACUCUCUCUUCAAGAGGUAAGAUCUGGAGCAACUCUAACACUUCACAACGUACAUGGAAACAAAUAAAACUGUAAGAACAAAGAGGAUUCCAGCACUACUUGUGAUAAAGGAGAUACAUUUAUUGAUAAUACAGCUCUUUUUGUACCAUAAAAUAUUCAGCUUCCUUUUAUACUGGAGUUUUUCAUGCCGUAAAAUUAUAAUAAGUUCAUAAAUAUAAGUUCAUAAUACUGUUUUUUUAUCCGAGACAGUUGCAUCUGUUUAUAUAUAUAUAUAUAUAUAUUAGUUUAAAAAUACAAUGCAAAUAUCGUCAACUAUAAUUGUGACUAGUCGAAACGGUUAUCUCUUAUUACCAUUAUAUCUAUACGGAUACAUGACGCAUAUUUUAGAGAUAUCUACAUCAUUAGAGAUAUCUUCAUUGAGUUUUGACUAGUCAAAACACAUUUACAGAGAUCUCGAAUUUCUAAUUUUCAUUCUGACUAUUCAAAUUAUAAUUGUCACUCGUCAAAAUAUAAUUAGAAAUAUAUUUAAAUAUAUUUAUAGAUAGUAAGAAUAAGGUUGAAAUGCUAAAAAGGCUUGCCAUAGGCGGCCGCAUUUACGUUAACCGUGGCAGGCGCAUUUAGCUGUGGCAGGUAUCCAUUUUACCCCUGCAGCCAAUAUGUCAAAAACUUAUAUAACGUGCACACUUAUUUGUAUAAUGUUAUCACCGGAACUAAACCGAAAAGAAAAUGAAUGAAUGAAUCUCUGGUAUUAAGCAGUGGGUUAAGAUAUCACUUCACCUUUGAAACCCUGAAAAAUAAUGACGAUUACCUACAUCACAACCAUCUUGGAUCACCUUGGGAACCCGCGUUCUAAUAAUGACGUUACAGAACGCGGGGUUCUCAGGCGCACACACACACACACAGUUUUCAGUAGUAAUCUUCCAAUUAGUUCAAGCACAAAAAGUAUUUACAGCUGUCAGAUCGAGUUUGUGAAAGAAGCUCAGUGCGAGAAUUAUCGAGAUUUAUCAGCUUUGCUAUUUUGAAUUUCCAUAUUUACUUGUUGUUGAAACUAACAGAAAUGGAGUACAUUUGGAAGAUGAUUGGUUUUUUUAAGGGGGAAACAAGCAAUUGUUCCCGCCCUGAAGCAGAAAACACCAGCUCAGGUGAGUUUACUAUGACAAGACUCUUCAUUUCUCCAGUUCUAAUUUAAUAAACGUGGUCCUUAAAAUACAGUUAUACACAAAACCUGCAGUGGUAAUUGUCUAGUACUGUGUUGUUUUUGUCGUAUGUAAUAUUCCUGUAAUGAACUGUAUAACUUUCAUAUAUCUCUAAUAUUUACCACAGUAUUUUGUGUACUGUAAUGUUCUCCAGGUAAAAUGUAGUAUUUCACAUUUUUGUAGUAUUUACCACAGGACUUUUUGUAUUGUAUGUAAUAUUCCUGUUGUAUUCUUGUGGCAAUGAGUUGAUAUAUUGCCUCAUGAAAACAACAGAAAAAUCACAUGCAUAACUGUAAACUGUUGUGAUACUCCACUAUAGAAAGUAUGUCACAGAUAAUCACUUGUCAUUGUCUUCUAGGAACAUUUUAAUACCAUAAAAAAUAUAAAAUCUAUUUAUGUUGUGAAAAUUGAAUAAACGGUUUACUGUAUUUAAUCCACUUUAGGAAGCAGAGACAGAAAAAGAAAAGUCGAUGAAGCUUUCCAGAAUGACGAAAAUCAGGAGGGCUUGAUGCCGGCAAAACGCCAUAAACCAGCACAGUUCCCUGAUGACAAUGAAGAACCCAGCACCAGCUCAGGAGGCAGAAAAAGAAAACUCCAGGUGACUUUUCAGGAUGAUCAGGAGGACUUGAUGCCGGCAAAACGCCGUAAACCAUCACAGUUCCCUGAUGACAGUGAUGAACCCAGCACCAGCUCAGGAUGCAGAGGCAGAAAAAGAAAAGCCAAGGAAGCUUUUCAGGAUGAUGAAGAUCAGGAGGAAUUGAUGCCGACAAAACGCCAUAAACCAGCACAGUUCCCUGAUGACAAUGAAGAACCCACCACCAGCUCAGGAAGCAGAGACAGAAAAAGAAAAGUCGAUGAAGCUUUCCAGAAUGACGAAAAUCAGGAGGACUUGAUGCCGGCAAAACGCCAUAAACCAGCACAGUUCCCUGAUGACAAUGAAGAACCCAGCACCAGCUCAGGAGGCAGAAAAAGAAAACUCAAGGUGACUUUUCAGGAUGAUCAGGAGGACUUGAUGCCGGCAAAACGUUGUGAACCAACACAGUUCCCUGAUGACAAUGAAGAACCCAGCACCAGCUCAGGAUGCAGAGGCAGAAAAAGAAAAGCCAAGAAAGCUUUUCAGAAUGAUGAAAAUCAGGCGGACUUGAUGCCGGCAAAACGCCAUAAACCAGCACAGUUCGCUGAUGACAGUGAUGAACCCAGCACUAGCUCAGGACGCAGAGGCAGAAAAAGAAAAGCCAAGAAAGCUUUUCAGGAUGAUGAAGAUCAGGAGGACUUGAUGCCGGCAACACGCCGCAAACCAACACAGUUCCCUGAUGAAAGUGAAGAACCCAGCACCAGCUCAGGACGCAGAGGCAGAAAAAGAAAAGCCAAGAAAGCUUUUCAGGAUGAUGAUGAUCAGGAGGACUUGAUGCCGGCAACACGCCACAAACCAACACAGUUCCCUGAUGAAAGUGAAGAACCCAGCACCAGCUCAGGGGGCAGAGGCAGAAAAAGAAAAAUGGAGGAAGCUUUUAAGGAUGAUGAAGAUCAGGAGGACUUGAUGCCGGCAACACAGCAUAAACCAACACAGUUCCCUGAUGGAAGUGAUGAACCCAGCACCAGCUCAGGAUGCAGAGGCAGAAAAAGAAAAGCCAAGAAAGCUUUUCAGAAUGAUGAAAAUCAGGAGGACUUGAUGCCGGCAAAACGCCAUAAACCAACACAGGUCCCUGAUGACAGUGAAGAACCCAGCACCAGCUCUGGACGCAGAGGCAGAAAAAGAAAAGUCGAGGAAGCUUUUCAGGAUGAUGAAAAUCAGGAGGACUUGAUGCUGCCACCUCAGUUCCCUGAUGAAAGGGAUAAACCCAGCCCCAGCUCAGUUGAAGAAGCUUCUCAGGUUGAUGAAGAUCAGGAGGACUUGAUGCCGGCAGCAAGCAGUGAACCAUCACAGUUUCCUGAUGAAAUUGAAGAACCCGGCACCAGCUCAGGAAGCAGAGAAGGAAAUGCUGAGCAACAUUUUCUGGAUGAUGAAGAUGAUGAUUCCUCCUACGACGAGGAUCCAGAUUUUUGUAGAAGAGACACCGGGCCAGGAUCUCCUCUUGACAAAUAUGAGCUUGGAAGGAAGCUGGGAAAGGGAAUCUAUGGCACUGUCUACGUGGCAACACGCAAAUCUGAUGGAAAAAAGGUUGCCCUGAAAUUCGUUUAUAUGCCGAACUGUUACAUAAAUCGGAAACCUGGACGUGUCUUUUACCCGACUUCGGAGGCCAGAAUAUUGCUUGAACUGAAGAAGCCUUCCUUAUGUCCCCACAUCAUAGAGUUGUAUGACUUUUUUGAAGUGGAGGAAUAUGAUGUUUUGGUCAUGGAGUACAUGCAGCCGAGUAUGACCUUGACUGCAUUCUUCAGGAGAAACAAUGGUCCCUUGACUGAAAGUGUAGCGCGACUCUUGAUCCUGCAGAUCCUAAUUGCAUUAGAACACUGCCUGGAGCAUGGCAUUGACCAUAGAGCAAUCUAUGAAGAAAACAUCCUGGUGAAUCCAAAGACCCUUCAAGUCAAGUUGAUUGGUUUUGGCUGCAGUGAUUACAUUGCGGGCGACUUAAAACCGCACGCUGGAUUUGACCAAAUCUACUGCAAAUGUAUGUGGCAUUCUCGUCUAGUAGAAGUUGGUUUCUUGAGGAAUGCACAUUUUGCUCUAGAAGAAACUGUUGAGUGUGUGGCAAGACUCCUGGCAAGGAUGGUGAAUGGAUAUUGGCCCCUUCGCUCUAUGGUUGAGUAUCCAAGAUUUCACCCCAGUGUAUCCAAAGAAUGCAGAGAUCUUCUGAAAAUGUGCUUCGGUUUCAAUGUUCACGAUGGACCCACUUUGGAGGAUAUUAUUGAUCAUAAGUGGUUCAACAAAAAGAUAGACACCUGAUGGACAGAAACCACUGGCACAAUCUGGUAGGCUUAUUGACACUUCUGGUGGCACAUCUGGAGGGCUUGAUCGUGGAUAUGGUGCAGGUCCAAGUAGGUCACCAGGCAGAUGUUUAGACAGCCAACAGGAUCAAUGCAGAG